Closterium sp. NIES-65 is the source of this 1563-nucleotide messenger RNA. The record is from the annotation of a GenBank genome assembly. NCBI's taxonomy places the organism in Eukaryota, Viridiplantae, Streptophyta, Zygnematophyceae, Desmidiales, Closteriaceae.
AUGGGUGGUUUCGCUGCUGUCUGUCGCCUUGUGCUGCUCUGUACCUUCGAUCUUUCACGUGUGCUUCUGACGUGUGCUCCUGUGCUGACGUGUGCUCCUGUGCUGACGUGUGCUCCUGUGCUGACGUGUGCUCCUGUGCUGACGUGUGGUCCUAACCAUUUACUCCCGUCCCCUUUGUCGGCUCCUUUCCCUUAUUUCUCUCCAGACGUGUGCUCGUGGUUUGAGGGCCACAACCCCUGUGGAGUGGGCUUGUGUCUGAGCGAUUACGACGUGUGCUCGUGGUUUGAGGGCGGCAACCCCUGUGGAGUGGGCUCGUGUCUGAGCGACAGCGAGGGCGGCUACCUUUGUCUCUGCCCGCCGGGCUUCAAGCGCGGGCUUCGGGCGGGCGGCACUGAGCUCUGUGUGCCCACCGCGGAGCGCCCCAGCAACAUCUCAUACCCCAUGGACGUGGACUGCGAGCUGGUGUAUCAGAUCUACGGGCUGGACGAGGAGCAGUUCCUCGCUCAGAACCCCGACCUGGAGAACGAUGAGGGCUGGUGUGACAUGAUUUGGGCCAACACAGUCGUCAAUGUCACUCUGCCGCCCUCUGCAAUCAUCUGUGGCCUCUUCUAUUCCUGGUCCUCUAACGACACGUGUGCAGCGGUGGCAGACGGCUUCGACCUCACAGUUGCAGACCUGGAAGCUCUCAACCCGGGCGUGAACUGUACCGGGAAGAUAAAGAAGCUUCCCGCAGUGAACCAGCAGGUGUGCGUGCAGGAGGGCAACGGGGCAGACUUCCCCAUGUGCACACAGUUCUACACCGUCCUCCCCAGCGACAACUGCAACACCAUCAUGAAGCGCUUCAAGCUCUCCCACCUCUCCUUCUACGCGCUCAACCCCGGCCUCAGCUGCGCAGCGCUCUUCCCCUACCUCAGCGGUCCCGACGAGGACGAGGACGAGGGCGACCAGGAUGGGGGGUCUACGCUCAGCGGCACUCAGGUGUGCAUCUCAGGCUUUACAGUCAACGCCACCGGGCCCGCUCCUGCCCGCUCCCUACGCACCCUCCACCCGCAAGGCACUCUGCAACGCACACCCAAGAAGCUUACCGGGUUCCGAAGGCUUGAGAGGCCCGAGAGGCCUGAGAAGCUCGAGAGGCUGGAGAACGCAUGGGUGGCAGGAGAAACCCGGUUGUGGGAGGGACAUCACCACCAGCAGCAGCAGUUGCAGCAGCUGCAGCUGCAGCAGCGGCAGCGGCAGCAGCAGUCGUGGCAGCAGUGGAUGCACGAGCUCUUUACUGAGAUGGCGGCGUUGGGGCCUCACAGGAGCAGGCAGAAAGGGCUGUACAAGCCUGGCUUUAAAGGGGCUUCAGUGGCACUCCAAAAGAGGCUGCUAGCAACCACUAAAGGCAGGCGCGCCCGGCCCAGAUGCCUUGCGUAUUACUCUGUGCAGCGCGGGGAUUUUUGUGCGCGCAUCAUAUCGCUCAAGUUCCAGAACAGUGCAAGAAAGAUGGCGGAGUUGAACAAUGGAUAUGUGUGCACCAAUGAUAGGUUGUACGUGGGAAUGUCGCUUUGCACGCGGAAGUGA